AUAAAAUAAAUGAACAAAUGAACCAAAAUAAUAUGAACAGCAAUAAAAUAAAUGAACAAAUGAACCAAAAUAAUAUGAACAAUAUCCACAAUAUUAAUCAUUGUGAAGAUAAUAAAAUAAACAACACAGAUAAUCAUUUAUCAAAUACAGAUACAUAUAUUUUACAUAAUAACAAUCUUACACGUAAUGAUUAUCAUUUAAAUAAUUUUUCAUUUAAUAUAAAUAAAUAUAUUAAUGAAGAAAAAGGGAAAAAUAAAAAAACAAAUCAACAUAUAUCAGAACAAUUUUUAUUUCCUACACAUUUGGUUAUAAUGUGUGCUGCAGCUAGCGAUUUUUAUAUUCCAUAUGAUGAAAUGCAUGAAAAUAAAAUUGAUAGUAAUUAUUCACCUCUUUGUAUUCAAUUGUGUUUAACUCCUAAAUUUUAUAAAAUCAUAAAUUCACAUUUCCCUCUUCUAAAAUAUUGUAUAUUCAAAUUAGAAGAUGAAGAAAAAAUACUUAUUGAUAAAUCAAAUGAACGAAUUAAAUAUACAGAUUUAUUAAUAGCUAAUUUAUUAACACAAAGAUAUGAUUAUGUGUAUAUUUUUAAAAAGCAAUUUGAAUAUAUCCUUUUGAAAAAAUCAAAUACUGAACAAAUCGAAAAUGAUAUAUGUUAUGAGAUAUGUAAGCACUUUUCAAUCUUAUAA
Molecule: messenger RNA, 683 nt
Organism: Plasmodium gaboni
Lineage: Eukaryota; Apicomplexa; Aconoidasida; Haemosporida; Plasmodiidae
Product: putative phosphopantothenoylcysteine synthetase
Exons: 1
Source: RefSeq, a predicted model, not a curated record